Molecule: messenger RNA, 6657 nt
Organism: Papilio xuthus (Asian swallowtail)
Lineage: Eukaryota; Metazoa; Arthropoda; Insecta; Lepidoptera; Papilionidae
Gene: mei-P26
Product: E3 ubiquitin-protein ligase meiotic P26
Exons: 9
Coding region: 218-2830 (870 amino acids)
Cellular component (GO): nucleoplasm
Molecular function (GO): protein binding; ubiquitin protein ligase activity; zinc ion binding
Source: RefSeq, a predicted model, not a curated record
AUUAAUCGAAUAAAGUAUUUUAUUUAAAAAAAUAUCUGUUGAAGCUUGAUGCUCAUUUUUUAUUUAUUUACAUAGUGAUGAAUAUUCACCUAGUUACGGCGUGGUAGAGCAAACUGCGUGUUUCAGUAUCUGCUUUAUUCGCAGAAUAUCUACAAAAGAUUCUUGUUGAGCAAGCCACCACAGUUUAGAUUGUACACCAUCAUAAUUAUAAGUGAAAAUGGAGGAAAUAAAUGGGGAUAUUUAUGGUGAUGGGUUAGUCAGCCUUGGGGAAGAUGGAUCCUUAGAAUCUCCUGACAACGGCAAGCAGGAACAAAACUGUAAAAUAUGCGAUAACAAGCUUUGCAGUCCCCGAGUUUUGUCAUGCCUCCAUGUGUUCUGUGAGGCUUGCAUUGACAAGUUGAUGGUGAAUGAAGCAGGUGAUUCCCUGAAGUUUGAUCUGGCUGUGGAAUGCCCCCUGUGCAAGCAAGAAACUAAGAUGCCUGGUGGAGGAGCUGCAUCACUACCUUCCGAUUAUGUUCUCACUAACAUCUUGGAUGUUUCUUCUAUGGAUCAAUCCGUUGUUUGCACUUGCUGCAAAAGUAAAGAACCAGCUGUAGCAAGAUGCACUGAUUGUUCGCAUUUUCUCUGCUCGAAUUGCAACUCUGCACAUGAGUUUAUGAGGUGCUUCGAAAACCACCGAGUUGUCCCUUUUGAUGCUCUCAGGUCUUCUAAGGAGAAAUCCGCUGUUCAUAAGCCAAUAUUUUGCAUUCGCCAUGUCGGUGAAAGCCUUAAAUUCUACUGUUGUGAAUGUGAAGUAGGCGCUUGCACCGAAUGCCUCACGGUUGAUCAUAAGGUGGGCGAACACCGUUGUGAGAGGAUUGUGGAUGCCGAACCAAAUCUUCGCGCUGAACUACGAAACUUUAUUAUGCAAGCGAAUGCCAGAGCUGAGGCAGCCGGCAGCGCCUCCUCUAAGCUCGACGAUGCACUCGGAGACCUCCAGCGGCAACGAGACGAGGCUGAAGGCGUUAUCAACGAAGCCUACUGCGCUUACAAAGCCGCCAUCGAGCGACGCCGUGAAAAGGCUCUCGAGGAACUCGAACGCUUACAUAAGGAACGAGAGUUGAAGGUGAUGGACUUAUUCGAUCGCGUCGACAAGACAGUCCAGCGAAUUGAAUGCGCUUGCAAAUUCGCAACGCGGCUGCUUCGGCGCGGCGACGGCACCGAGAUCGUAAUGCUGAAGAAAACCGUCGCCUCGCAAUUUGCGCGCUUGUUGGAGGGAUCGCCAGAGUUCGAUAUUGAUUACUCGUUGGAAUUUGUCACAAGGUUGGAAAAAUUUGAUGCCAUAACCGAAGAAACCUUUGGCACCUUUCGCACUGAGACCACGCGUGCCGAGGAGAGGAAACGCGCAAGUGAGGCUGCGUCAAUGAUGUCCAUUUCAUCAAAUACGCAUUCGCCUGCCGUUUCCUUAACCAAUGCGCCUGUGUUCGAUGACUUUCCUCUGGGGAACGUCAGAAGAGUGACCGGUGUUUCCGGGCACGGCGGCUUAGUAGGCGUUCCCGGAGUAGGAGGGGUGCCUGGGUUAGGCGUACCUUUGCCCGGAGUGACCAACACGGGCGUGAUGCAGGGCGUAGUGAAUGUGAACAGUGUCACUGGAGUGGGCGCGGUGCCCGGCGUCGGCGGAGUGUCGGCCCUGCCAUCUAUGGUCGAAUACAAUUUGCAACAAUUGGCAAGCAUCGCCGAGAAGGAUGUCCAACAGACGCCGCACGCCUCGCCGGCCCCACCGUUCACUUUAGCCGAAUUACUAGCCGGCGACCUUAAUUCACCCCAAGCGUAUAACAACUUGCAAGCCCUCGCUAAACUUGGACUUAACACUGAGGUGAAUGGAUUUGGAAGCGUUGGAGGUGUGGGCAGUAUCGGCCCGGUGGGUCCCCGCGGUGUUUCCCCGGGGCGGCCGCUGCUCACUGCGGCGGAGGAGGCGGCGCUGGUCGCUCCCCCCGCGCCGCUGGUCCGCGCUACCAAAGCGACGCCCAUGCAUAUACGGUUCAAGUUCGGCCAACUGGGCGGCGGCAAGGGGCAGUUUAACUCGCCGCACGGAUUCUGCCUCGGAAAUGACGAAGACAUCAUUGUUGCUGAUACCAACAACCAUCGUAUCACCGUGUUCGAUAAAUCUGGCAAUCACAAGUUCAACUUCGGCGUGGCCGGCAAGGAGGAGGGCCAGCUGUGGUACCCGCGCAAGGUGGCCGUGGUGCGCGCCACCGGCAAGUUUGUGGUGUGCGACCGUGGCAAUGAAAGGUCUCGCAUGCAAAUAUUCACCAAAAAUGGUCAUUUCCUCAAGAAAAUUGCUGUGCGUUUCAUCGAUAUCGUGGCGGGUCUGGCGGUGACCGCGGAGGGCCUGAUCGUGGCCGUGGACAGCGUCACCCCCACGGUGUUCAUUCUGUCGGAGGAGGGCGACCUCUUGAGCUGGUUCGACUGCAGCGAGUGCAUGCGGGAACCCUCCGAUAUCGCUAUUAGCGGCAAGGAAUUCUACGUGUGCGAUUUCAAGGGGCAUUGCGUUGUGGUGUUUGACGAGGAGGGCAGGUUCCUCCGUCGCAUCGGUUGCGAGAACGUGACCAAUUUCCCGAACGGCAUCGACGUGUCGGACGCCGGCGACGUGCUCAUCGGAGACUCGCACGGCAACAAGUUCCACGUCGCGGUCUUCUCGCGAGAUGGCGUUCUCGUCACUGAAUUUGAAUGCCCUUAUGUUAAGGUUUCUCGUUGUUGCGGGUUGAAGAUAACUUCGGAAGGUUAUAUCGUCACUCUGGCUAAGAAUAAUCACCACGUUCUAGUCCUGAACACCCUAUAUAUAGUCUGAGGCGUAUAGCUCGGCGUCUGUAAGUCUGCAUACGACAAGAUCUCACAUUUAUUCCCUUUAUUUUUAUAUUUAAUUGCUGAUUUUACAAAGCUUAACUUUUUGCUAAACCAGUAUUUGACUACUUAUUUUUGUUAUUUUGUGUUAAAUUCGCAUUAGUCUGAUAAUGCAUCAUUGUCCACAAAUGCAGUGAACUACAGUGAUUCCAAUUUUUCCUAUAACUUGAUUAUUAUAUCGAUUAAGUUGUUGAUGUGUAGAAUUUUAAGAUUAAAUUGGUAUCACUGCUCGAGGAUCAUCGAUGUAAUUAUACCCAAAGCACUGAAUACUUUCGUACUGUUUUGGUUUGUUUAUAUUCAUGUCUCAGUUUAUAUUGCGGUUGCAUUUAGUUAUAGUAACAGAAAAUCCAAAGGUUAGGCUAAUAAUAUAUUCAUUUUACUUUAUACUUUAUGUUCCAGUCAAAAGAUAAGUUUUACAUAUUCGGUCUCGGAUCUAUAAUACCGUAUUAUCUGCCAUAGCUGUUAAAUUUGUAUCUUAUCGUCGCAAUAAGCCAAAUAAUUUUCAACGUAUUGAAUAGUUAACAUUUAAAAUAUUAAGAACUUCAGUGGCUGGUUGCAGUUUUUUGUCAUUAUAUCAAACUGCUGUUUUUAAAACUCGAAAUUUAGCCGUUGACUGACUGGAGUUAGUUUUUCUUUCUAAAUUUAGCAGCUGGUAUGGUUCCUAGUUCGAGUGAAGUUAAUAAUACAUGUCAAUUAGAGGUCCGCGUAGGAGUGUCGCCUUAAAACUGUUGCGUUGCUCCGAAACUACUCUGAUCUUUGUAACACAAUCACACGAUCAUUUAUAUAUUGAAACUUACGCAAGCGUAUUAUACAAAUAUAUUAAACCCCCUGUAUCUCAGUUCAUUAUCUUUUUUCUAUUUUAUUUGUUAACCGUGGAUUUCCAAUGCCUCAAACCCUGUACAAGAUUAUAUUGGUUUCCCUGUUUUUUUCUAAGAGAAAGAGUGGGAUGGCAAUACGUCUUUGUACAGGUGUGCAUCGGCUGUGAAAAGCCACUGUAUUUAAACAUGCCGGCGGAGACUAAUUGUGUGAUUGUGUUUACAUUUCUAACGCACAAUUGAGUUUAUUGUUAACAAAAUUUUUAGUCGUUAUUAUGACCAAAGGAGGCGACACUGUAAUAACGUGCCAUCUAGUUUAGGUUAAUUGCGUAUACAAUAUUAUAUAUUGUCCGUUAAAUAUAUUUACCAUUUACAGAAUUCUUGUGUCUAUACAAAAUGUUUUCCAUGUACUCUUGUUUUGAGAGCCUAUAUUUGAAAGGUUUUGUCCUGGUUAGGCUAUUUGAUGAAGAUAUUUUAGGAUUUGGUUGUUAUAAAUGAAAUUACACUGGUGAUUAGCUGACAUGAGCAAUUAAGAUGCGAGGAUUACGACUCAAUAACAUUGCAAUAAUUUUGUACAACGUAAUUUGGAUAGUUAAAAGUAUUUUAUCGAAAAUUAGUUUAUAUGGCAUUUUCUUGUACAUUCAGCCGUUUGCAUAUACACAAAAUAUAGACGGCGGGCGAAUUUUAAAAUGUAGCGUGGACUGAAAAAAAACAUAUAUAAAUGUUUUUAAUUUACUUUUAAAAGCAUUAAACAUGACUAUUCAUGGGGUAUUAUUUUAGAUAGUAAUUUUUAAACAUAGCACCAAUUACACCGGGAUAUAUCUUUUUUAUAUAUUUGUGGGUAUCUUAUUCCGUUUUCAUUGCUCAAAGCUUUUUUUUUGCGUUAAUUGUAAAUAAAAUAUUUAUAAUCAGUCCACUGUCACGUAUAUAAAAUGUUUUGUUGUAUAGAUGAGGAGUGCGCGCAAGUCUAGACGAUUGGUAUUCAUGAAUGUGCCAUUAUAAACAUUUUGUUUUUAUAAAUAUCUAUAUGUAUGUUCGGAAUUCGUAUACAGUUCGCCAAAAUUAUAUAUUUUUCUAGCUAAUCACAUUUAAUAUUCAAAAUUGAGAUUCAUAAUUUUUAGAUCAGUGCGUCAUUUAUAAAAUGCGUUAUUCAAUUUUACAUGGUAACAUUGUGAACGACCGCCUCACUUUCUGUAUUUAGAGGCGAGUCGGACUAAAUAAAGCUUGGUAAAUGCGUGGAAUAUCCUGAUUGUAAUUCUAAAUAAUGGUCAAUUGAAUAGCUCGAGUGUCUCGAUAGAUGAGAAAAUUUAAAGAUCGUCUUCCAACUCGCGAGCUAAAAUUGUACACGUAUUUUCAAUUAUUAAAUGUUACCAAAAAUUUUAUCUUUCACCGUUAUACUAUUCUCGUUCUAUAUAUAAUUAAUUUAUUUGACCAUUAUUUGGUACUACAAUGUAAACUUUUAAGUUCCAAGUUUUCAAAAAUAUAGUACUUAACCAGACCACCUGAAAUAUGUGAUAUUUUGUUAAUAUAUAAUUUAAUGCCAUGCUCUCUAAUCUCUGUUUCUGCUAAAUUAAACAAACAGCCAAAGCAAUUAUACUUUGCUCUUACAGAUGUUAGCGCUAAUAAUAAUAAUUUGAACAAUUUAAGUUCCUGAUUUUGUAAGCAAUAGUCGUAUGUGCGGUGAUGUAGACUCUCGCCACGCAGACCGCGUCGCGUGUCUUCGCAUACGAGUGUUGUUGGGCCAUAAUAUUAUCACAAGCUUAUUCUAAUAAUUAAUUCAUUAUAAAUAUAUAAUCUAACCUAUGUACUUAAUUAGUAAUAUUUGAUUUAUAUGUUGUGUUUUGGAACAGUUUUAAAAUGUUUAAUUACAUUAAUGACAUUCUAUGUGAUAUCAGCAAUAUAGAGACAACAACGAAGCGUAUACAGUGAGAUGUUACUGGUAUCCUAGUACGUAUAUUAAUAAUGGCAGAUUUUUAAUUAUAUUUAAUAAAAACUUUGCCACUUAUUCCUUUUGUCAGAUCUUAGAGUAUAGUUUUUUUUACUCGUCGUAUCUGAAAGAAAAUAUUUUUUUAUUUCAUUACCAAAUUAAUAUUAUUUAUAGAGAUUAGGAUCGAUUUAGUAUUACAUAGGAACAAUGCGUGUUUUGUUCGGAUGUUCACGUGGAGGGCACGCCCACCUCGCUGACGUCACUACGCCAGAACGCUCUCUCUGUAUGCGCUCCGUGUACUUCCAACACAAGACUUCAACAUUGUGAAAGACAGUUUGUGCCGCGGGAGGAGAUGUUCAGGGGAGGGGUUGUGGAGGGGUUGGGGGGUCAGGGGCCACAAGCCAGCAGUGAUAAUUUGAAUUUUGACGUUGAGUCUGAAUCCUCUAUUUAUUUAGUGAGUAACUUUUGGGUUUAUUUUUCAUAUUGUUUUUUUUUAAGUUAUUUGUUUCAGGAUUUUUGUCCCGAUAGUAUUAGGGAAUUUUAUUUUGUUUAUUUUAACUAGGUUAAAAUGAGUCUAUACAUACCCUUCGCGGAUGAUAGGUGUGAUUAAUACUCCGAUUUUGUCAUUUUACUGUUUCCUUUUAAUAUGUUCCGGGCCUAUAUUUAAAUAGUAUUUUGGCCAGUGUGUUUUUUAGGCCUUUAGAGUUACGAAUUUUUACUGCCAAAUUAUUUUCAUAUGAUAUUUGUGCAUGCACAUUGUAAUUAUUUUAUUGUAUAUUAUACGUAAAAAUUAGUUACUAAUUGUUGCCAAUUUUAUUUUGUUUUAUUAAUAUUCAGGGUUUAAUAUUAUAUAAUAAAGAAAUUUUUAUUUGUUGUCCAUUGAUCAAAAUUCUUGAGUUAGUGACAUAUUUUAACCGAUAGGAAAGUUUUGAAAGCCCCAAAGGGAGCGUUUGACGCUAUUUAUUAUAUUGCUUAGGGUUGCAUAAAAUUAUUAAAAGUGGUGUGAUAGGUUUUGGAUAAUUUUACAAAUUA